GCCAAUCGUUUACGAACCGCCCACAGGAGAUGACAACAACAAAACAGAGCGAGCAAGGCUGCUAGCGUAGUUAGCUCCCAGCUAUAAACAGAUAAAGCCUAUGCCUGUUUGUUACACCAUCCUGGGUUGGACAUUAGAAACACCAGACCUCUAUUUAAAACGGCAAUGCUGUUUACUACCAAUGACUUUCCUACACCAUGACUGUUUUUAACCCGAGGCUAGCCGCGUCUUCGAGCUAGUGUUGCUAGGUUAGCUCUAUGUUUGCCAAAGUAACCUGGCUUAGCUAGCUAGCUCGUUUGCUAGCUUGUUAGCUAGCCCACUCGCCUUAGGUAAAGGUGGAGACCAACAACGGAAGAUGCGGGUGAAGUAAGGGUGGCCUUCGAAGACUAAAUGAACAAGUGCGGAGACCAGCGGAGGAUUCAACAUGAAGUUGUAUGUGUUCCAGGUUAAUAAUGGCAGCACACUGACAUUUGACACAGAUCUUGCUGUCCAAACUGUACUGGAACUUAAACAUGCCAUCCAGGCGAAGUAUAAGAUUGCACUUCAACAUCAAGUCCUUGUUGUCAAUGGAGGUGAAUGCAUGGAUGCUGAGAGGCGUGUCUGCAGCUACAGUGCGGGCACUGAAACAAACCCCAUAUUCCUUUUCAACAAGGAGAUGAUCUUGUCCGACCGGGAUCCAACCAUUCCCAAAACCACCUUCUCCAUUGAGAGCGAGAUUCAGGUGAAGGUGGAAGAGUCGCUACUGAUGCCAGCCGUCUUUCACACCGUUGCCUCUCGAACACAACUUGCUCUGGAAAUGUUUGAAGUUGCCAACAAGCUUAGUUCGUUCUGUGAACGUUUGGUUCAUGACGAACACCUCCAGCACCAAGGCUGGGCCGCCAUCAUGGCCAACCUGGAUGACUGCACGCUGUCCUAUCAGAAGCUACUAGUAAAAUUUGACACUGCAUACUCAACGUACCAGCACGAUUUGGAGGAAAUUAAGUUUAAGCUCACAAAGCUGGGGACAGCAGUCUCUGUGAUGGCUAGGAUACCUCUGCUGGAAUGUUUGACAAGACAAAGUCAUCGAGAGCACAUGAAGAAGUCUGCCUCCACCCCAGAGAAAGAUUCCGAUGAGACGGAAGAAGAAAAAUCCAGUGACUCAGUGCUAUGUGCCCCAGAUGCACAGCGGGGCCACAAGGUACCAGGAUCUACUGAGAUGGCCAAGAGCGAAGGUACUGGUGAGCGAGACAUGAGUCAGAUGAUGGACAACGUGGAGCUCAGAGCCGCGCUGCAGGAUGAACACAUCCCCAAACCCGGAAACCUGCCCCAAUUCAAUGUCACGCUUUUGGACUGGAUCAAUGUGCAAGAUCGGCCUAAUGACGUGGAGUCUGUUGUUAGGAAAUGCUUUGAUUCCAUCAACAGGCUUGACCCGCGGAUCAUCCAACCUUUCCUCGCAGACUGUCGCGACACCAUCGCCAAGUUGGAUAAUCAAAAUAUGAAAGCCAUCAAGGGGCUGGAGGACCGGUUGUACGCUCUCGACCAGAUGAUUGCGAGCUGCAAGAAGCUGGUCAAUGAACAAAAAGAACUUGCUCAGGGAUUUUUAGCCAAUCAGAAGCGGGCUGAAAACCUGAAGGACACAUCUGUUCUGCCAGACUUGUGUCUAAGUCACACCAACCAGCUGAUGAUCAUGUUGAACAACCACAGGAAGCUGCUGGACAUCAAAAAGAAGUGCACCACUGCCAAACAGGAGCUUGCAAACAACCUUCAAGUCCGACUCAAAUGGUGCUGCUACGUGAUGCUCCACGCAGACCAGGAUGGUGAGAAACUUCAAGCUUUGUUCCGACUCCUCACUGAGCUCCUGGAGAGGGUGCGCGUGGUCGAAGCCCUGAGUACAGUGCCCCAGAUGUACUGCUUGGCGGUGGUGGAAGUUGUCCGGAGGAGAAUGUUUAUGCGACACUACAGAGAGUGGGCCUACGCACUUGUUAAAGAUGGCAAGCAACUGUACGAAGCAGAGAAGUUCAAAAGGGAGAACUUUGGGAAACUCUUCAGAAAGUCCUUCCUCAGAAAUCGUUUGUUUCGAGGGCUUGACGCAUGGCCUCCGACCUCAUUUUGUACAAGCAAACCACGAAGAUUUGACGAUGAACUUCCAGACAUCUCCGUCAAUGACUUGGAGUACUUGAAAUCGUGCUGUCCUGUGGAGGUGCAGCCUUUCCUCAUGGUCCCGACGAUGUGCGACUUUGAUCCCUUGAAUCAGCACGUGCAGAAGCUCACUCGUCUGGUUCAAGCUACACAGAGUUUGGACGAUAUGUCUGAAACUAUUACUAACCUGCUGAGUGAACAGAGGGUGUCUUUUAGCCAGAGCAUGCACAGGUCAACCGCAUUAACGCCUCAGUCCGCAGAAAGCCCACCUGGGCUGGCCGCGGCCUCCAAAGCUCCCGCCUCCCUCAGCCUUCAAGGAGCCAGCUCUCAUCCACUCAACAUUCCCGCCCCUUUAGAGGACCUUUCUCCAGACAGCAUCGACGCACAGACAUUUGACUUCGAAACCAUCAGCCAUCCCAACAUGGAAGGCGUCUUGCAACCCGGGUCCCUCGACCUGGAUUCACUGGCAGAGAGCCCCGAGUCCGACUUUAUGUCCGCCGUCAACGAAUUUGUGAUUGAGGAGAACCUGACUUCCCCGAACCCCAUCAGUGACCCGACCAGCCCCGAAAUGAUGGUGGAGUCUUUGUAUUCUUCUGUCAUCAACGCCAUUGACAACAAGCGCAUGCAGGACACCACGAUCCUGGAGAGGGAGAACUCGAGAAUCGCUGUGCUCCACCAAGCUAUUUACAACUAUCGACUAGCGGCUGAGGAGUCCCACUCCAACCUGAGAUGUGUGAAGGACGACUUGUGUCGCCUGCGAAGUCAGGUCUCGAAAGAGCAAAACGACUUUGGCUUUGCCCUGAGGAGUGUGAGCUCAGAGGUUCGCGACAUGGUGGACAACAUCUGCCGGGCGCUUGAACUGGAGCUGAAAGAGCAGCAUCAGAGCGAAAUUGUGACCCUUCGGCAAGCAUAUGAGAAGCAGGUCCGCUCGCUCACCGAGGACAACCAAGUCAACCAGAAUAUCGUGCGAGAUGUGCAGCGUGCCAUGCUGGAGCUGGAGGGACUGAUGGAGCGCAAAGAAAAAGAACUCACCCAGCUGGAGGGCGACAAGGCGCUUUGGCUCGAAACGGAGAGCAACCUGAAAGAGAAACUCAAGAAGUCUGAGCAGCUGGUGAGCGUUGGAGAAACAGAGCUCCAGAACGUCUUGGCUAGCAGAGACUCUCUGAAAAGUCAGCUGGAGAAUCUGCAUUUUGAGAUCGAACGUGGCCAGCAGAAGAUUAGGCAGGAACUGGAGGCUGAGGCGCAGGCGCAUUUGAAGGAGCUUGAGGACCGACUGAAGGUGGAACAUAGAGCAGAACUGGGCCACCUCUCCAAAGACCAUCAGAAGGCUUUGGAACACAUUGCUGCUGAAAACAUGACUAAGCUAAAGGAUGCAAUAGAACACCAUAACAGUGCUGUACAAGAGAAGGACCUCCAAAUAAAAGAGCUUGAGGCUCGCUAUGCUGAGCUUUCAGAACUGCGUUGCAAGGUGGAAAUGGAGUUGGCCCUAAAAGAAACAGAAGUAGAGGAGGCAAGGGUCCUCCUAGAGGAGACCAAGAUGCAGCAGGCCGAGGCAGUGAGCUCCCAGGUAGCAGCCGAGACGCAAGUACUCACCGAAGAGCUCGCAAAGACCAAACAAGAACUUCAGGUGAAAAAUGAGGAGUACGAGAUGGACCGAGCCGAGCUGAAGAGCCUCUUGAAGAUUGAGAAGGACCACUGCAUCUCGGAGCUGGUCGACAGACAUGAGAAGGAAAUGGCCCUGUUGCGAAGCGAAAUAUCAUCCCUGCAGCAGCAGGCCCAGGAGACUGACAGGAGCCACGCAGAGCAACUGAAGAACCUCAAACAAGAGUUGGACCAGCAGGUGUCUGCUGCCAAUGAAAAAAAGGAGCUGCAGUUUAGGAAUUUCCAGGAACUGGAGCUCGAGUUGAAAACUCUGAUCAGUAAUUUGCAGGCCGAAAACCAGCUUUUAUGUAAAAGACUAGAGGAGGAAGCCUCAGACGAAACGUUGAAAGUGUUGCAGUUGAAAAAUGAGGAGACAGAAAAGAGACUGUCUGACAGGAUACGACAACUUGAAGAUGAGCUUCAAAACAGGCCGUCGUUAUCGAGUGACGCAGGGCUACCCCUUUGCGCCGAGAGCCGCACAGAUGCACCUCUCUCUCUGGACUCAGCCCUGCAGGAGCGCCUGCAGCAGGAGAGGGCCUCCCUGCAGACCCAGCUGGAGCUCCUGGAGAGGAAGAAAAAUGAGGAGAUCCAGAACCUCAAGACCUCCCUGAUAGCAGAACAACAGACAAACUUCAACACUGUUCUGACUCGUGAGAGGCUGAAGAAGGAGCAGAUUAUCAGUGACCUCACGGAGAAGCUGCAGAAUGUCACCCAACAGCAGGAAAAGGACAAAGCUCUGAUAGAGACACUCUCUGAGGACCGAGCCAGCGUGAUGCAGGAGAAGAAGCACAUGGAAGAGGAGCUGAACCGCUUGCGCAGCACCGCCCUGGUCUCCUCGGCCAUCUUCACCACCCACGCCUCCGCGCUUGAGGUCGCCGGAGCGUGUUCAUCCGAGCUCCUGGCCGACACCGACAGACUAGCCUCUGUGGCCACCUUGAGGGACGACGAGCAUGUCGACUCAGCAGUGGAGGCCAGCAUGGUAACAGUCCAUGAGAACAUCGUCAUGUCAGAGGAAAAGCAGAGGAUACUCUUACUUGAGCGGACUUUGCACAUGAAGGAGGAAGAGAACAAGCGCCUCAGCCAAAGACUGAUGUCUCAAAGCAUGUCUUCUGUGUCCUCGCGGCAUUCCGACAAAAUCGCCAUCAGAGACUUCCAGGUCGGCGAUUUGGUUCUAAUCAUCCUGGAUGAAAGGCACGACAACUACGUGCUGUUCACCGUCGGCCCGACACUCUACUUCCUGCACUCGGAAUCACUUACUGCGCUGGACCUCAAACCGGCCUCGGGGACAUCAAGGCGGCCGUGGGUGCUCGGAAAGGUGAUGGAGAAGGAGUAUUGCCAGGCUAAAAAGGGUAUUCUUUCAUCAGUUGGGGUGUGAAAAUACCCAACGCGGAUGGACAUCAAUAAAAAUGGAAAUGAUUUUCCAUGAAAUGCAGUCAGUUUUAAAAUGAUACGUUUUUUGUUUGCUCAUAUUUACGGCAGAAGGUAAAGCAUCUGAAGGUGAGUCGAUACAUCCGAUGUAGUUAUGCAUCACGAAUGAUAGUCCACUGUGAAUAAAAUAAUAGUCUGGACUUAAGGGAGUAGGAAAGGAGUGGAUGAUGUCGAACACAGCAGCCGUCUUUUUUGGAGCGUUGGACCUCACAAAAGCUUUUCCUGUGUUCUCUUAACAGGCCCAGAACAGGUUCAAGGUUCCUCUCGGAACCAAAUUCUACAGAGUCAAAGCUGUUCCGUGGAACAGAAGAGUAUAAAAACCAAGUCAUAAAAUGUAGAAAUCAUCUCUUCCUACCCUCACCCCAAGACAUAACAUUUCACUUGAAAGAACUUUGGAGGAAAAAAAGAUAUACAAGGAAAACUAUAGGGCAGCAUCAUGCAAUUUAUAAGUUGAAAACACUCACCUGCUACCCUUUUUUUUUUCCUCAAACAAAUCAAUCAAACUUUAUUUAAGCUCCGUUUGGUUUUGUGGACCAAAUGCUAUUAACAUGAAUAGUUAGGGUGUUGCCCUAUUCAAUGUGGCAUUAAGCCAUAUGACCUGUGUGUAAAAACAGAACAAAAUGUAAACAGCAUUAGUUCUCAUUUGUGGGAAAUAUCUUUGUCAUUAUCAAAAUAAUUAAAUGAAGAAAAAAAAAUAUAGAGGCUACACUUGUUAUGAUUAUUCAUGUUUAUGGAGGAAUGUUCAUGGCAUGCAUCUUGAUAUGUUUUCUUUGAUUUGACUUAUCCAAAUAAGUGUCGUAGUGGGAAAAUGUAGUGUUCCUCACAGCAAAGCAGUCAGGCCCUUUUGUGAAUACUGACAUGUAUAUUAUUAUGGCCGUGCUGAGUCGCGGGGGGGGGCAAACAAAUCACCUUUGCAAUCCUGAAAAUGCACUUUGAAAAACAAACAAGUGUAAAAAAAAAAAAGAUUUUGGGAGGGGCUGUGGGCAACGGAGCAGCCGUGGUGAUUAUUACGUCAAUAAUCACGCGCAAGCUUUCCGGCAGAAAAUGUAGAAAGGAGCUCUGUGUGACGGUGUUUCAUGAUGAGACCACAUUGUACAUUGACCAUCAGAUCUCACGUGUAAUAAGCAAAUGACUGUAUUGCAACAGAAGAGAGUUGUGAAACAAUAAAGGAUGGAUCCGAAAUACA
Hippocampus comes (tiger tail seahorse) is the source of this 6373-nucleotide messenger RNA. RefSeq names its product RB1-inducible coiled-coil 1 (gene rb1cc1). The coding region runs from base 425 to 5134 and encodes 1569 amino acids. NCBI's taxonomy places the organism in Eukaryota, Metazoa, Chordata, Actinopteri, Syngnathiformes, Syngnathidae. The record is from RefSeq and is a predicted model, not a curated record. Gene Ontology annotation, molecular function: protein kinase binding; molecular adaptor activity. Gene Ontology annotation, cellular component: phagophore assembly site membrane; Atg1/ULK1 kinase complex. Gene Ontology annotation, biological process: autophagy of peroxisome; piecemeal microautophagy of the nucleus; autophagosome assembly. The transcript has 23 exons.